GAACGAACCUGAUCUCUCGCCUUGCUCUCCAAGAUCUGCUCUUGUCUUCGCGGAGAGCGUGGGAUGGAUCAAUGGUGGCCCAAGCUUGCGCGUGUUCUCGUCACUGAAUGCUUCUGCGGCUUCCUCGCACUCCUACUCCCACUCCCCCUCGCAUUCAUCUGCAUCCCAUCGCCCGAGAGCAUAUCACAGCACGAUGCAGCCCAACCCAUCCGGACUCGACUUGCAAGCCAUCCAGUACCCUCCCGCCGAUCCGGAGGGCCGAGCCGCGGCGGAACCCCCGAGAGGGAUAUACAGCGCGGCGCAGUCCAACCCAGCUGGUGAGAGGUGGCGAAAGACACUACCAAAGAUUGCGUAAGGACUAUCUGUCUUCUCAGUCAUUGGAAGUCGUCUCCCGAUGGAUGCCGAAGCAGGGGAUGAGGAAGCCGAACGACGCGCACUGGUUAUUGUUCCCGGAUUCUGUGAACCACCAGAAGGACGCGCGUGGGGGAGCAGAACACGCAGAGCGAGGAUGGGCGCGCAGCUCGACGAAGUGGUGAAAGCGAUUAAGGCAAAAAAAGACGGCCAAGUUGAAGGCGGCGUGCAAGUGGCUUCCCUGUGCGACGUCAAUGGCUCGAUGUGCGCGCGUCUCAGCAAUGUGCCAUCAAUCGGCCCCCUUCGACCAUUCACCGUUGACGCUUAUGAGGUGUACUGGCACGACCUGAUUGACGAGCUGGACAGCCAAGAGUUGCCCGAGCGCAUCGGGCGUACCGUGUUACUGUUUUUCUACUGGCUAUCGCCCUCCAUCUACCGCCCCCCUCUACCAGUCAGCUUGCGUAUCAGCCUUUUCGUCGCCGUGGCCAGCUGUCUUAUCUGGUUGUACGCCCUCCUCCCAUCAUUGUUGAUCUUCAUCGCCAACACAAGUGGAGUGCCCGAAGAUGAGAAGACGGGAGCGGUUGAUAAGAAAUUCUUCAUCGAGAUGGCCUGGGCUGGGAGAAGGAUGGGCAGCUGGAUUCCCCGCGGUAUUAUCGUGCUACUCAAGCUUGCCCUGCCCGCGACUCUCGUUAUGAAUAUAGCAGAUUUCUGCCGCCGCUACAUCCGAAACGAGCCUGCAGGCAGCGGGGUGCGAGAUGCAAUUGCUGGACGCGUUAGGGACAGAGUGCGGUACCUGCGGGACUGUGGCUAUCAGCAAAUCACUGUUGUGGGAUACUCGUUUGGUGCCGCUGCUGCAGUCAACGGACUUGCCAGUUAUAUCAGCGACCAGCAGCGGCAGCAGCAAGCGGCCCGGCCUUCCGCACUAGCAGAAGCGACGACGACACUCCCAACAGGAGGUGCUAACCCUGCCCCACAAGACGAAAUCACUAUCCGCCUCGUGACGAUCGCUGGCCCCCUCGACGUGUUCAAGCGACAAUCUAGCGAAAUCAUGGAGAAGGACAUCGACGUUUGCUAUGAAAGUGACAAGAUAGCCCGAUGGUUCGACUUCUGGUCGAAGGCUGACUGGAUGUGCUAUAUGACGCCAUUUCCAAAGAGCCUUCCGGGCUAUCGGGAGCAGCCUGAGGUGGACCAGCCGGACAUGAAGUGGUAUCAGAGGGUGGUAUUUUUGCCUCAUAGGCGAUACUGGGACAAACAGGAGGUCAUAGAUGAAAUAGUGAGAUUUGACUCUUGACACAGGUCGAAUGCAUGGAGAGGCUGCCUGUCUGGCUGCAUGUACAUACAUUUGUGUGUGUAUGUGUGGCAGUCACGUUGUUCAUCAUUGUGGUGGGCGUCUUUUUCAUCGACUCGCGCCUGUGUCUAUGCAGUUCGUGAGAGGAGCCAGCUCUCGUGAGCCGUCAAUGCUGUUUUUCGUCUCUUUUUCGAUUGUGCGUGCGGCCUAUUUUUCGUUUGCCUGAAGUGAAGUACGCUUGCCAGAUUCGUCAUUGUACUACAUUAUAGGACCUGCAUAUGAUCUGUCUGCCUCGUGUGCGUGCGCGUGUGCGUGUGCAUAUGUGUGUGUGUGUGUGUGUGUGUACGUGUGUAUACAGUCGGACACUGUGCAAAUGCAAUUUACGAUUGGUGUCCCAACGAUAGAGGACCUUCAGUCGUAACGAAUACUGACGAACUCAUGCACAUGUUAAUGUCUGCACGUGCCACUAAUUGCGAAGUCGAUGCACACACACAAUUACAUGGUGUGUGGAUGUCCAUGGAUUGACGUGUGUGGAUGUGUGAUAUAUGUUUGAAUGCGACAUAAUGAGAACUCAG
Molecule: messenger RNA, 2214 nt
Organism: Vitrella brassicaformis
Lineage: Eukaryota; Vitrellaceae
Source: the annotation of a GenBank genome assembly